Messenger RNA from Metarhizium robertsii ARSEF 23, 2301 nucleotides. Its product is annotated as protein-arginine deiminase type-4. The coding region runs from base 1 to 2301 and encodes 766 amino acids. Lineage: Eukaryota; Fungi; Ascomycota; Sordariomycetes; Hypocreales; Clavicipitaceae. The record is from RefSeq and is a predicted model, not a curated record. Gene Ontology annotation, molecular function: protein-arginine deiminase activity; calcium ion binding. The transcript has a single exon. Gene Ontology annotation, cellular component: cytoplasm.
AUGCGUCUUGCUUUUCUUGUCGCCGCGUUGCCCCUUACUGGCGCAAUUCCUCAAGGCCCGCCUGGCAAGCGUGCUGAGGCUCCUGAUCCUAUAUCUCAUGACCUGAAAAACGAUGGGGCCGUCAACCAUCCCGAAGACGAACCCCUGGCUGCUCCACACCAGCCGUCUACUCCUGUUCCUGCAACUAUUGGCAGCUUUAGAGUAACCAUCCUAGCAGAUUCCAAUCGUGAUGGCAAGGUAGACGUAACAGGCAAUACCGACCUUGCAGGCAAAGAAACGUGGACAGCAGAGUCUGGCGCCCUCUUCCUGGCGAAUAUUGUCGAUACAGACCAGAGAUGCUCAUCCCAGAUUACCGGCUCAUGCGCAAGCAAGCUGGGCGACAUCUUUCCCAAGACCUCGUUACCUAAAUCGCCAAGGCUGGACCCAGAGCUCGCAGCGAAGAAACGUAAUAGAAAAGAAAAGUCAGAUUCGGAGUGGCUCAAAGUUCUGAGCGAAAGUGACAAAGCUACGUACAAUGAGUAUCUGAAGAAGCUUGGUGAAUUUUGGGACGCGCCGAAAGAGGUCAACGAUCUGCGGAUAUCCGAGUGCCACGAUUCUUCUGAUGACGUGCUACGUAACUCAAUAUACCUUGCGCCUCUUCGAACCGUGCCAAAUCCCGGACUCAGCGACUCGGCCACGGGUUCUAUUACCGUAUUCGACGAGACCGCUGCCUCCAAAGUUCGUCUCUUCUAUAAAGCGGGUGGCCAAUGGACUUUUGUCACGUCAAAUUACACCUUUCAGGCCCUAGAUCUCAAGGCCGGUCUAGAGCUUGGCAUUGACGCUCGUGACGUUCGCCGUCCGGGAGGAUGGGACGGUAGAGCAACUGUGGAGUUUAGGGUUAAGGACGGGGAAAGGGAGGCCAAGGACUCGGUGGCGCUUCGUGUUGCCCCAGUCCUAACGCAGCAUCAUGGCCAGUCCGCCGAGCAAUUACUGACAGCAUCCGGUCAUCCACGACUAGCAGGCUUUGUCAAGGACCUCGGAGAGAUAUCUAGCACAGCAGGAUUAAAGAAGCCCCUCUACAUCUUCGAGAAUUCUGAGUGCAUAUUUAGCUCAGGUCUUGACAUCUGGUCUCAAGAUUUUUUCGAGCCCGGCUAUAUGAGCAUCCCUGGACCUAGCGGCCUAGUAAGCAUACGCAUCAUGAUACGGUCUGCUCAGGCCGACCGCCCCGCCGGCCGCAAGGUUUUCCAAGAACUAAGGUCGAAUACAGUAGGGGCUCUUCAGACCCCAGGCCGCGGUGGUACACUCGACAGCCUAGGCAAUCUAGAGACUAUCCCCCCCUAUACAUAUAAUGGCAAGUCAUAUGCUGCGGGACGAACUGUAAUGGGUUCAGCGGGUAGGAAGAAACCAUAUAUGAUGGCCUUCUUAGAGGCUCAAGAGACGCAGGCCCCAAUUGAGCUUGACACGUCGUGGCUUAAAGUUAAGCAUACAGAUGAAUUUAUACAAUUUCUCCCUGUUCAAAGCAAGCGCGGCUGGGUCAUGAUGGUAAAUAAUCCGCGUGCAGGCCUUGAGAUACUCCAGAAGGCUCAGCUAGCCGGCCACGGUAAACUUAUUGCCGUCUCCCGUCCCCGGUCGGAUCUUGAUCCGCCAAAAUGGCGCGUUACUAAUACUAUUAACGAUGUGCUGAACACCCCCAACUUUGCCGGCUUCCAGGACGCUUGCGCCAGCAAUAUUGAGAAAAGCGUCAACGCUAUUAAGCGGGAGACGGGCAUUACCGACGCGGAAAUUAUUCGCAUUCCUUCUCUUUACCAAGUAUACGAUCGCGAGGUUUGGCAAUAUGGGCAGGAAGCAGAUAGUAACAAGCGCCGCCAGAUUCGCGGCAGAGUCCCCGCUCAGGAGACCAGGGAGUCUGGAGAGCAACAGGGGCAACGGCUAGCAGAUGUUCCCGGGGAAGAUGUCGGCACCAAAAUCCUCAACGCUCUAGAAGCCGGCACGCCCCCCCGGGUGUUAGAGCAGCAACCAGCAAACAUACCAGCAAGGAGUUUGAAGGGCCGCCAAGAAGAGGCCAAUGGGGAAGCCGCUGCUCUUUACCCUAGCACUAUUAAUAGCGUCGUUCUGGGCAAUAGGCAGAUUCUCGCCCCAAACCCAUGGGGACCUGUAAUCGACGGCCAGGAUGUGCUAUCCGCUGCGGUGAAUGCGGCCUACGCCAAGGCCAACUAUACGGUUCGCUAUAUAGAUGACUGGUUCACGCACUAUACUACAUAUGGCGAUGUCCAUUGUGCGUCAAAUGUCAUUCGCGAAAUCCCGACUGCCAAGUGGUGGUAA